AUGUACCACUUGCCAUGUACCUGUGCUUUUUCCUCCCUACAGGUCUUCUUUGGCAAUGUGGAUUCAUCUGGGAUAAAACACAAUAUUUUUAACCCUCCAAUUAUUGCUCGGUACAUCCGUUUGCACCCAACACAUUACAGCAUCCGCAGCACUCUUCGCAUGGAGCUGAUGGGCUGUGAUUUAAACAGUUGCAGCAUGCCACUGGGGAUGGAGAAUAAAGCAAUAUCGGAUGCCCAGAUUACUGCCUCAUCCUACUUAAACAGUAUGUUUGCCACUUGGUAUCCUUCACAAGCCCGAUUGCACCUCCAGGGGAGGACUAACGCCUGGAGACCUCAGGCAAAUAAUCCAAAAGAGUGGCUGCAAGUGGACUUCCAGAAGACAAUGAAAGUCACAGGAAUAACCACACAGGGGGUAAAAUCGCUCCUUACCAGCAUGUAUGUGAAGGAGUUCCUCAUCAGCAGUAGUCAAGAUGGCCACGACUGGACUCUUUUUCUUCACAAUGGCAAAGUAAAGGUUUUUCAGGGAAAUCAAGACUCUUUCACACCUGUGGUGAACUCUCUAGACCCGCCACUACUGACUCGCUACCUUAGAAUUUACCCCCAGAGCUGGGCACGCCAGAUUGCCCUGAGGCUGGAGGUUCUGGGCUGUGAGGCACAGCAGCUGUACUAA
Messenger RNA from Odobenus rosmarus divergens (Pacific walrus), 669 nucleotides. Its product is annotated as coagulation factor VIII-like. The record is from RefSeq and is a predicted model, not a curated record. The transcript has 4 exons. Bases 1 to 669 code for a protein of 222 amino acids. Lineage: Eukaryota; Metazoa; Chordata; Mammalia; Carnivora; Odobenidae.